AUGGCCAACAGCAACAACCAGAGCUCCUCAAGCUCCCAUGGUAAAAUCCUAUACAAAAUUCCUUCUUGGGUCACACCGGAUAAGAAGGAGUUUCACAAUAGAACAAUGGAGUUCCUUGCAUGGUACCGGAAGUCUAACCGCACCUUGCCUUCUCCCUCCAAUAAAUGCAUGAAGGUCAAAGAUAUGUCUCGCGAAGAAGUAUUGGAGAAAAUUAGGGAGGAGAAGAAACGUAUUGAAGAUGAUUGUUCCUUUGAGUUGGUUGAUCAAUCAGCCUCCAACAAAAUGUUCGAUGACGGUGCCCAACGUUUACUUCUAAAAGACGGCAAAAAACUUUACAAGCCGCAAAAAGCUACAAAAGAAGCCUAUGGUCGUGUUCUAAAUGUUGUUAAAGAUAUAUGUGAGCACAAGAAGUCCCGCACCCUCCGUGAUAUCUUUUACACGGCUCCCAAACUUUUCCGCAAGCAAUCUAGGUCUAACAAAGCCGUUAAUCAACUCAGUUGUGAAGUAGGUUGCACUCGUACCAGCCUCAAUGUCAUUGCAGGAGAUAGAGGCUUUGUCAUAGGUCCUUUUACUUUCAAGCUAGACGGAAGAUCGGUCGAUUGUAACAGUGAAUUUGGUCCAGAUAAUAGGGUCAGGGUUGGACAAGUCGUUCCGCCUUAUAUAAGUUCUGUUAGUGAUAUGAAGAACAAUGGUGCAAGGUUCGUGUUAGUAGUGGAAAGUGUAUCUGCUUAUCAAAGAUUGACGGGGGACAACUUUCAUAAUGAUUAUAAGUGUAUAAUCAUGACCGGAAAAGGCAUGUCUGAUCUAGCACUUAGAGAAUUCGCAAAGUAUAUAAUGGACACAUUCGAGAUUCCAAUAUUUCUCCUCUCAGAUUCUGAUCCAUGA
Molecule: messenger RNA, 885 nt
Organism: Rosa chinensis
Lineage: Eukaryota; Viridiplantae; Streptophyta; Magnoliopsida; Rosales; Rosaceae
Product: DNA topoisomerase 6 subunit A
Exons: 1
Coding region: 1-885 (294 amino acids)
Biological process (GO): DNA metabolic process
Cellular component (GO): chromosome
Molecular function (GO): DNA binding; DNA topoisomerase type II (double strand cut, ATP-hydrolyzing) activity; ATP binding
Source: RefSeq, a predicted model, not a curated record